Wyeomyia smithii (pitcher-plant mosquito) is the source of this 795-nucleotide messenger RNA. RefSeq names its product 39S ribosomal protein L32, mitochondrial (gene mRpL32). The transcript is spliced from 2 exons. Bases 131 to 742 code for a protein of 203 amino acids. Gene Ontology annotation, cellular component: mitochondrial large ribosomal subunit. Gene Ontology annotation, biological process: translation. Lineage: Eukaryota; Metazoa; Arthropoda; Insecta; Diptera; Culicidae. Gene Ontology annotation, molecular function: structural constituent of ribosome. The record is from RefSeq and is a predicted model, not a curated record.
CUGGGUUUGACAGCACGUGCACAAGAGAUAAACAAAUCUUCUGCUCUUGCUUUCGUUUCGGAACCAAAACACAUCGAAGCAGGCUGGCUGCAUUGCAACGAAAGUUCAGACAAAAUAAAUACAACCCAAAAUGAGUUCCGGACUUUGGUUCCGUUUUCGAGUGGCACUGGAACGAUUCGAACAGGCACUUCCAAGUUUGCUGGGAUUUCCCGGUCGCUUUCCUCCUCCAGGUUGUCUUGCCUUGGCAAGCGUUAAAGGAAGUCGUUUGCCAGUGACGGGUAAUGCCUUUAGUUUGAAAAAUUUACUGGGCGAUGGUAUUUUGUGGGCCGUUCCGAAACAUCGGCGCACAGUGGAAAAGCGCUUGAAGCGAAAGUAUGGCAGUCCUGAGUACAAACUAAAGAUAUUGGUUCCCAAGAAGCAUCUGCGGAUUUGCUCCACUUGUGGUAGUGACCACGAGGUGGGCAUUCUGUGUCCUACCUGCUACAAAAAGGUACGAACAGAGACGGAGCAGAUUCAGGAUAAAAUUCAAGCCGAGCUAGGGCUCGAUCCCGUUGACAAGGAAGUUGUCGUGCUGUACGAUCGGGAGCGCGAGGAUCAACCGGAAGAGUUUUGGAUGGGGAAGAGAAUUGUGGAAAUGCCUAAGACUCGUCCGAUUUGGUUUAGCAAGAACUUGCUGCAACGGAGUACACAGCAGGAGGAUCAAGCGACCGAGGUGAAACCGGAUGCGGAGAAAUUGGGUUAGUUGUACUGUUUCCGUUUAUUUUGUAGAUUAAAAUAUACGGUUAAAAUAGUUAA